This is a messenger RNA of Microdochium trichocladiopsis, 3964 nucleotides long. Its product is annotated as hydantoinase. The coding region runs from base 1 to 3873 and encodes 1290 amino acids. Gene Ontology annotation, biological process: glutathione metabolic process. Gene Ontology annotation, cellular component: cytosol. The record is from RefSeq and is a predicted model, not a curated record. The transcript has 4 exons. Gene Ontology annotation, molecular function: 5-oxoprolinase (ATP-hydrolyzing) activity. NCBI's taxonomy places the organism in Eukaryota, Fungi, Ascomycota, Sordariomycetes, Xylariales, Microdochiaceae.
AUGGGGGACGCCGCGGCGCCUCAGAGCAACGUCGCUCUAGCUGAAGAUGCAACGACUCUGCAAGGUGCGACCAGCCAAGCCAUCCAGAUCUCGAUAGACCGGGGUGGCACCUUUACAGACAUCCAUGCGUCAGUGCCUGGACGCGACGACAUCGUCCUCAAGGUGCUCUCGGUGGACCCGGCUAAUUACAGCGAUGCACCGACAGAGGGCAUCCGGCGAGUGUUGGAGCUGGUGACGGGGCAGCCGCACCCACGGGGAGUACCUCUGGACACGGCGUCGAUCGAACGCAUUCGCAUGGGCACAACGGUCGGCACCAACGCCCUGCUGGAGCGCAAGGGGGCGCGGUCCGCCCUUCUCAUCACCAAGGGCUUCAAGGACCUGCUGCGCAUCGGCACCCAGUCGCGCCCCCGCAUCUUUGACUUGACGGUGGCCAGGCCCGAUCUGCUGUACCAGGCCGUGGUCGAGGUGGACGAGCGCGUCGUCAGGGUUCUGCGUGAGCCGGACAUGGCCGUGGUGCGUGACUUGCUCGAGGGGCUCUGGCAACAGGGCUUCCGGUCGCUCUCCGUCGUGCUGAUGCACUCAUACGUCUACCCUGAGCACGAGCGGCGUGUGGGAGCACUGGCAGCGCAGAUGGGCUUCUCCGUCGUCGAGUCCGCAGCGCUGCAGCCCAUGAUCAAAGCAGUGCCGCGCGGCAUGUCGGCGACAGCUGACGCCUACCUGACGCCUAUAAUAAAGCAGUACAUUGACUCCAUCUCGAGCAAUUUCCGCGGUGGACUGGCGGCCCCGGGCUUGCGCUGCGAGUUCAUGCAAUCGGACGGUGGCUUGGUCGACUUCCGCGGCUUCAGCGGCCUCAAGAGUAUCCUGUCCGGCCCUGCUGGCGGUGUUGUCGGCUAUGCGCAAACCUCAUGGGACAAUGAGCAGCGCAAGCCGGUCAUCGGCUUCGACAUGGGCGGCACCUCGACCGAUGUGUCGCGCUUCGCCGGCACGUAUGAGCAUGUCUUCGAGACAGUCACGGCUGGCAUCUCGAUACAGUCGCCACAACUUGACAUCAUCACGGUCGCUGCUGGAGGUGGUUCGAUGCUGUUUUGGCGUAACGGACUCUUUGCCGUCGGUCCCGAGUCGGCCGGAGCGCACCCAGGUCCCGCCUGCUACCGCAAAGGCGGUCCUCUGACCAUUACCGACGCCAAUGUCUUCCUGGGCCGCGUUGUGCCCGAAUACUUCCCCAAGAUCUUUGGUCCCAACGAAGACGAGCCCCUCGACACCCAGGUCGUCGCCGACAAGUUCGCGCAGUUGACGGCCGAAAUCAACGCCGACAACCAGGCGGCCGGCCGCAACGAACUCACCGCUGAGCAAGUCGCGCUUGGAUUCCUCCGAGUAGCAUCCGAGGUCAUGGCACGACCCAUCCGCGCGCUCACCGAGGCGCGAGGCUUCGAUGCGUCCGACCACAUUCUGUCGUGCUUUGGCGGCGCCGGUGGCCAGCACGCCUGCGACGUGGCUCAGGCACUGUCCAUCUCCCAGGUCGUCAUCCACAAGUACUCAUCUAUCCUGUCGGCCUACGGCCUUGCCCUAGCCGAUCUGGUACACGAGACGCAGCGGCCGGCCGCAAUCACCUUCACAGCGAACAACUACGACGAGAUCACCAAGGUCCUUUCCGAGUUGUCGGCUGCUGCGUCAGACCAUCUGGUGGGUCAGAAGGUGGACAGGGAGCUCAUCCGGCUGGAGUUGUACCUUAACAUGCGGUACGAGGGCUCCAACUCGUCCUUUAUGGUUAUGCAAGAGUCAGGUGAAGAAAUUGGCAGCUUCCAGAGGUCUUUCGAGGAACGGCAUCUGCGUGAAUUUGGCUUCGUCUUCCCCGGCAAGAAGAUCCUGAUCGACGACUUCCGCGUACGUGCCAUCGGCUCCACUGCUAGUAGCGCUGGGAGCUCGCCGUACCAGCAGCGGAAGCACGUCGCCAACAAGGUUGUUACUCUUCCAACCCCCGAGAUGAUCACCAAGGUGUGCUUCGAGGCCCAACUGAAGCGUGUCGACACUCCUAUCUACCUGAUGGCCAAGCUGGAGCCAGGCUCGACGAUACCUGGUCCCGCGCUUGUCCUUGACAACACACAGACCCUCUUGGUAGUGCCUGGCACGGUGGCGACCAUCUUGGAGAGUAGCGUAAUGAUUGAUCUGGAGGAUGAGCAGCAGAGCGCUCAAGUCGAGCAGGCAGGAGUCCAGACUUCUGAGGAUGAGGUGAACCCCAUCAAGUUGUCUAUUUUCAGCCACAGAUUCAUGUCCAUUGCCGAGCAGAUGGGCCGCACCCUGCAGAAGACGGCAGUCUCAACAAACAUCAAGGAGCGUCUCGACUUCUCGUGUGCCCUGUUCUCGCCCGAUGGCGGCCUCGUUGCCAACGCACCUCACGUUCCUGUGCAUUUAGGCAGCAUGCAGUUCUGCGUGCGGCACAUGCACGAGAUGUGGAAGGGCAGACUGUUCGACGGCGAUGUGCUCGUCUCCAACCACCCAGAGAGCGGCGGCACACAUCUGCCGGACAUUACCGUCGUCACGCCCGUGUUUGAUGAUAGUGGCAAAGAUAUUGUCUUUUAUGUGGCGUCGCGUGGCCACCACGCCGACAUUGGAGGCAGCCUGCCUGGAUCGAUGCCGCCUGACUCUAAAUGGCUGUAUGAAGAAGGUGCCGCCAUCCUUGGCGAGAAGCUCGUGAGCAACGGCUGCUUCAACGAGGACAGGAUAAUCGAGCUGCUGGUACAUGAGCCGGCCAAGCAUCCGGGCAUAUCGGGCACGCGAGGGCUGGCAGACAACCUGUCGGAUCUCAAGGCGCAGGUGGCGGCCAACCAGCAAGGAAUCAACCUGAUCCGGGCGCUGAUUCAGGAGCAUGGCAUGGAGCAAGUACACCGCUACAUGUUUGCGAUCCAAGAUAACGCAGAGCAAGCAGUGAGAGCGCUGCUUCGGAGGAUGAAGGCAAAGCAUGAGGCCGGGGGUUCAACAGCGGACGCCCCGCCGCCCUUACGAGCUGUUGACUACAUGGACGAUGGCACACCCAUCGCCCUAGCGGUCAGCAUUGACAGUGAGAAGGGAUCGGCUGUGUUUGACUUUACCGGCACGGGUCCGCAGGUAUACGGCAACACCAACGCGCCCAUGGCCAUCACGCACUCUGCCAUCAUCUACUGCCUGCGGGCGUUGGUUGCGUCCGACAUCCCCCUCAACCAGGGCUGUCUGAAACCAAUCGAGGUGCGAGUGCCGCCACGCUCGAUUCUUGCGCCGGCGGCGGGGGCGUCUGUUGUCGGCGGCAACGUACUCACGUCACAACGCAUCACCGACGUGGUCCUGACAGCCUUUGGCGCCUGCGCCGACAGCUCAGGCUGCAUGAACAACCUCACAUUCGGCAUCGGGGGCAAGAAGCAAGGGGCCGACGGCCAAGAGACGCUCGAGAAGGGCUUUGGCUGCUACGAGACCAUUGGCGGCGGCGCGGGUGCCGGUCCAAGCUGGGACGGAACAAGUGGCGUGCACACACACAUGACCAACACGCGCAUCACGGACCCCGAGGUGCUCGAGAAGCGGUACCCAGUCCUGCUGCACGAGUUCAGCAUCCGUCCCGAAUCAGGUGGCACCGGCGCACGGCCUGGUGGCAACGGCAUUGUGCGCGACAUUGAGUUCACUGUUCCGGGCGUACAGGUCUCCAUUCUCUCUGAACGCCGCGCACGCGCACCCAAGGGAGCUGCUGGGGGUGGUGAUGGUGCUCCAGGGAGGAAUCUGUGGGUUCGCAAGGCGGAUGGUCUGGUCGUCAACAUGGGCGGCAAGGCCACUGCGACUUUUGCGUGCGGCGACCGGAUCGUCAUCCAGACUCCUGGUGGUGGUGCCUGGGGUGCAAAAGCAAUCUAGGUCAUGAGGCUCCAUCGCCCACAUUACAUAUAUUCCAAUACCCCGUACUCGAGGACUUCACUAGGCGCAUAAAUGUUGAGAUUAAAGAGAU